Molecule: messenger RNA, 261 nt
Organism: Knipowitschia caucasica
Lineage: Eukaryota; Metazoa; Chordata; Actinopteri; Gobiiformes; Gobiidae
Source: the annotation of a GenBank genome assembly
AUGGGCUCUGAUUCUAUUCAGAGACGCAAAGAUGGGACUCUGAACCCCCGAUUACCCGGUCUGGACCUAGAGCAGACCCCCAGUCCCCCCCUCCCUCAUCUGACCGGAUGCUUGCACACUUUCCUGGAGCCUUUUGGACCCAACAGACUCUCUCUGGAAAUGGAUGUGGGGGUAGAGGAGGUGGGAGAUGAGGUGGGAGAGGAGGUGGGAGAGGAGGUGGGAGAGGAGGUGGGAGAUGAGGUGGCACACAGCAGUCCCUAG